AUGGAUUGCACAACAAACCUGUAUGACGGUGCGUUGAGGGGCAGUCCCCACUUUCGCUGUGAUGGCGACUUACAGUCUGUCAGGAAGCACUUCACCAAUUUCACGGAAAGUGCAAAAUUGAAUUUCCCCCUGGAGGUAGGCACUCCCAAGGAGAAGCAGAGGAGAAGGCACGAAAAUGUGUUUGACCGAUUGACGGAUGAGAACUUUUACACAGGAAUGCACAAGCAGAAGUUUGACACGUUAAGGAGCAGGGCAGCCGCGAAAGGCACUUCUCCAAAUUUUAACCCUAACCACCUACUAACGGGGGGAUGUCCCCCCAUCGAACAAUACCCAGGGACGAUUUUUCAGAAGUGCAAAAGAUCCGUUGUCACGCCGGGGACGCUGGGGGUGCAAAAGUAUGGAAUUCAAAUUGCACAGCCGAAGAAUAUUUGGCUGUUUCGCAACGGAGAUGAACACCACGAAGGGCUGCUUUUCCUAGUCAAGUCACACAUGCACAAUUGGAAGUCGCUGCUGAGCGAAAUUACCAAAGUGCUAAACCCCACCAUUGGACCUGUUAGAAUUAUUUACAACGCGAACUUUCACCAGGUUCGCACAGUCGCAGCGCUGAACGAUGGGGAGAAAUACCUUUGUACAUCUGGGGAACCCCCCGCGCGUUUGGACAGGCUGACUCGCUUCCUCAGUCCCUGGGUGAUGCACGGCAAUGACCCCCACUGA
Messenger RNA from Plasmodium coatneyi, 714 nucleotides. RefSeq lists its product as uncharacterized. The record is from RefSeq and is a predicted model, not a curated record. Bases 1 to 714 code for a protein of 237 amino acids. The transcript has a single exon. Gene Ontology annotation, biological process: intracellular signal transduction. Lineage: Eukaryota; Apicomplexa; Aconoidasida; Haemosporida; Plasmodiidae.